Molecule: messenger RNA, 921 nt
Organism: Bipolaris oryzae ATCC 44560
Lineage: Eukaryota; Fungi; Ascomycota; Dothideomycetes; Pleosporales; Pleosporaceae
Exons: 5
Coding region: 1-921 (306 amino acids)
Source: RefSeq, a predicted model, not a curated record
AUGGCCAUCCGAGGUGCGACGACGCACACUAACGAUUGGCAUCUGUUUAGCGACCAUGGAGUCGGAUGUAUAGUCGAAUCUAGGCGUGAUUUGAUUCGUUGCAUGGACUUGGCUAGAUGUAUGGCCAACAGGGCUAGCAAUAACGACAAGGUAGAGCAGCUAUUUUUGCCCACUUUAUUGCUCUUCUCCACGCUCUCUUUGGCCGACGUGCACACGGACGCUGUCGGCUCGACUCCACAGUCGCCCGUGAUCCUUCAAAUUCCGGAGCUCGCGACCAUGUUGCUGUGUCGUCCGGGAAGGAGGCCCGUCGACGUUGCUCCGAAAAGGCGCUUGCACUCGAGCGAGUUUCGACUACAGACCACGCCUGCUGAUCAGUGGUAUCGUGUGAAUCAUGCAUUAUCAAAGAAGUCAAGGGAAAAAGCCUCGGUUGCUGAUGAUCCUCUCGGCCGUGUUACUGCAAGUAGUUUGGGGUGUGAAGCAGGCGGAGCGACUCCGACUAGGCGGAUAAGCAGUUGUGGGCUUGAUGGGACUUUGUUACGAAAGGAUGCAACUCUUUUUGCUUAUUCCCAACCAGCUGCUACUGCAGGAUUCUCUUCCUUGGGCCUGGUGCAGAGCGGGUCCAGAGGACCUGUACUGGUGAAGGGUCUGCAUCUGCAUGUGGAGAGGGUGCGUCGAAUCACUAGCUCGCAGCGUAGUGGAUAUGCAGGAGUCGUAUCGGGCAUGGCCAACGCCACAAAGGCCGGCCGUUGCCGUGUGACAGUUCACCGGCUCGUGGACCCUGCAAUGGAAGGUUACAACGCCUAUCGCAGUCGUGCCUCUCUCAAUCUCGACCUUAUCCGCCUGUCCGUGUCUCUUGCCAGCCGCCCUGACGCGCUCCGUACCUCCCGUUCCGCCUCAUCAAGACUCCACCAUGGCCGAUGA